Trematosphaeria pertusa is the source of this 1740-nucleotide messenger RNA. Its product is annotated as cytochrome P450. NCBI's taxonomy places the organism in Eukaryota, Fungi, Ascomycota, Dothideomycetes, Pleosporales, Trematosphaeriaceae. Gene Ontology annotation, molecular function: oxidoreductase activity, acting on paired donors, with incorporation or reduction of molecular oxygen; monooxygenase activity; heme binding. The record is from RefSeq and is a predicted model, not a curated record. The transcript is spliced from 8 exons. The coding region runs from base 61 to 1596 and encodes 511 amino acids.
UUCCACUGCAUGACUGUGGAUAAUCGCAGCAGCACUUUCGCUCCUGUAUACUCAGCCACGAUGAAGACCGCCUUGAGGUUAACCAUUACCUUGCUUGGAACAUACCUCUUUUUUUGGAUCCUACGAGCUGCAUAUAGACUUUUCUUCCAUCCGCUAUCACGCUAUCCGGGUCCACUUCUUGCGGCCAUUUCGAAGCCAUGGUAUGAAUGGUAUUGGAACUUCUAUCAGAAGGGACAGUUGGUGUUUGAGAUCGAGCGACUCCACGAACGUUUAGGGCCCGUGAUCCGCAUUGCUCCCAAUGAACUCCAUAUCAACGAUCCCGACAUGUUCCUUGAGAUCACCAAGGUCGGUUCGCAAUUCACCAAAGAUCCAGGCUUCUACGACUACAUCACCUUUCCGGGCACCUCGAUCGGAGAGACAGACCCCAUUCGUCAUCGGAUUCGACGGCAGGUCCUCACACCUGCUUUCUCUCCUCUACGCGUGCAGGAGAUCGCUCCCAUGGUAAGAGCCAAGGUCGACCGACUACUUGAGCGUUUCGACGAAUUCGCUGCUCGCUCUGAACCUGUCAACAUGUUCAGAGCAACAAAAGCAUUUACCAUGGACGUCGUCUCUACAAUCGUCUUUGGAAAGGGACUCGGAUGUAUUGACGAUCCUGAAUUUCGCAACCAAUUCAUCGAGUAUCUCCAUUCCACAUUCGAAAUGGGCUGGACUGCCACUGCGUUCCCCAAUCUCACUGCCUUUUCACUCUCUUUACCUGAGUGGGUGUCGGAGAAACUUUUCCCCAUACCCAUCAUGGAGUUUAAGAAGAAAUGCAUUGGGCUCAUGGACAACUACCUUCAAGACCGCGAUGCGCCAACCCUCCACGCCCAAAAUGGAGCGAACAAGAAGACCGACUUCGACAGGUCCAUCGCCAUUGACCUGCUAGUCGACCCCGAGUCGGCGAAGGACCACAGCACGCUUGAUGCCAGCCAGCUGGCAGAAGAAGUUAUCAUGCUGCUGUCAGCCGGCAACGAUACUACAUCCGAUGCCAUGAUCUCUGGCACCUAUCAGAUCCUCAAGCACUCCGAAAUACACGAAAAACUCGCUCAAGAGCUCCAACAAGCGUUCCCCAGUGUACACGACGACAUUACAUACGAGAGGAUCAAGAAGCUGCCGUAUCUGACAGCAGUCAUAAAGGAGAUAUUGAGGUACAGUAGCCCACUACCUGGGAAAGCUCCUCGGAUUGUGCCCCAAGAUGGCUGGACGCUUUAUGGCCAUAAGCUUCCGCCCAAGACCGUCAUCAAUACGUCAGCUUACCUUCUCAACAAGCACCAGAGAGUUUGGUCCGAACCAAGUAAAUUUAUCCCCGAACGCUGGCUCGAAGGAGACUCUGCACAUCUCGACAAAUACAUGGCGAGCUUCUACCGUGGCACGAGACAAUGUCUCGGCAAAGACCUUGCGUUCUGCGAGAUGUACACCUUGCUGGCAAAUCUUUUCAGAAAGUUCCAUGUGGAGAUUCACAAUACGACUGAUGACGAUAUGAAAUGGAUUGAUCUUCUAUUCACAUACUUCGUCGGUCGGAACCUCCACGUGGCCCUUCGGAGGCGAGUGGAAUGAGGACGCAAUUGGGUACUCCGUUUGUAACGGUCGGGAUGAUGGGAGCAGUUUGAGAACUAUGGCAACGGCGUGAAGCAGCAAUGAGGUAAUACAAGUUACUUAACAAAAUCCUUCACUAUCCAUGCCGCUAUAUAUUUGUACCAU